Messenger RNA from Symbiodinium sp. CCMP2456, 1260 nucleotides. Lineage: Eukaryota; Dinophyceae; Suessiales; Symbiodiniaceae. The record is from the annotation of a GenBank genome assembly.
GUCGAGGUCGCCGAGCGGUUCAAGCUGGGGCUCGACCGGGGCGUUUGGCGGCCGCUCGCCCCGGCGCUGGCCGCGCUGCUGAUCGCGACGCUGGUCGGGAACCGCACGGCGCAGGCGACCGUCGAGCCGUCGCCAACCGAGCAGGUCGCGGCCGACGAGGCGAAGAAGGCCGCCGAGGAGGCCCGCAAGCAGCUGGCGAAACGCCGCCAGGAGGCCGAGGAGAAGGGGCUCGCCGACGCCUCGGCGCUGCUCAAGAAGGACCCCGCCAAGGCGGCCGUCAAGCUCAACGACCUGUCACGAGAACUCGCCGAGCGACGUGACAAGCUCGGUGGGGGCGACGAGCUGCGCAACCAACUCAACCGCAUGAAAGACAUCGGUAAGGGCCCCGCCGACAAGGCCGCCGACGCCAUGAAGCAGGGCGAUUGGCAGAAAGCGAUGGACGAGAUCGCGAAGGUCCGCGAGCAGCUCGCAGGCGGGGACCUCCCGCAGGAGAAAAAGGACCAACUCGCCGCGCAGCUCGGCAAGAUGCAGCAGCAACUGGGCGAGGCGACUCAACAGCACCAACAGCAGAAGCAGGACCUUGAGCGGCAGCUCGCCGAGGCCCAGCGACAGGGCGACCUCAACCAGGCCGGCAAGCUCCAGCAGAAGCUCGACCAGCUCGGCAUGAAGCAGCCGCAGAUGGAACGCUUGCAGCAGCUAGCGCAGCAGAUGCAGCAGGCGAAAGAGGCGAUGGAAGCGGGCGACCCGCAGCAGGCCGCCGACGCGAUGCAGCAGAUGGCCCAGCAGAUGGACCAGAUGGCGCGCGAGGAUCAGGAGAUGCGGAUGCUCGACGCUGCGAUGGCCGACAUCAUGGGCGCCAAAGAAGCGAUGGGAAUGGAAGCGGGCGACAAGCCUGGCGACCAAGCCGGCCAAAUGGCGGGCAAUCAGCCCGGGAUGGGGCAGGAGGGCCAAGGCCAGAACCAGCCCGGCGCGAAUGGCCGCGGAAUGGGCCAGGGACGCGGCGAUGGCUCGCGCAACACCGAGAAGGACAACGUCUCCUACCGCGACACCCAGGUCCGCCAAGACGUGGGCCGCGGCUCGAGCACGUUCGGUGGCCUGGUCGAUGGCCCGACGGUGAAGGGGGACGUCGUCGAGUCGAUCAAGACAUCGCUCAACGCUUCCGACGCUCAGCCGGCCGACCCACUCACCAGCGAGCGGCUCCCGAAGUCACGCCGCGAGCACGCCGAGGAGUACUUCCGCGGCCUGCGGGACAAGCUUUGA